AUGCAGAUCUUCGUCAAGACUCUGACUGGCAAGACCAUCACCCUUGAGGUUGAGUCGUCUGACACCAUCGACAAUGUGAAGAGCAAGAUCCAGGACAAGGAGGGCAUUCCCCCAGACCAGCAGCGCCUGAUUUUCGCUGGAAAGCAGCUUGAGGAUGGCCGCACCCUCUCCGACUACAACAUCCAGAAGGAGUCCACUCUGCAUCUCGUGCUCCGCCUGCGCGGUGGUAUGCAGAUCUUCGUCAAGACCCUCACUGGCAAGACCAUUACCUUGGAGGUUGAGUCCUCUGACACCAUCGACAACGUCAAGUCAAAGAUUCAGGACAAGGAGGGUAUUCCUCCAGACCAGCAGCGUCUGAUCUUCGCCGGAAAGCAGCUUGAGGAUGGUCGUACCCUCUCCGACUACAACAUCCAGAAGGAAUCUACUCUCCACUUGGUCCUCCGUCUGCGCGGUGGAAUGCAAAUCUUCGUCAAGACACUCACUGGCAAGACCAUCACGCUGGAAGUUGAGUCAUCAGACACAAUCGACAACGUCAAGUCCAAGAUCCAAGACAAGGAGGGAAUCCCACCAGACCAGCAGCGACUCAUCUUCGCAGGCAAGCAGCUCGAGGACGGCCGAACACUGUCAGACUACAACAUCCAGAAGGAGAGCACACUUCACCUGGUUCUUCGUCUUCGUGGCGGCCAGUAG
Molecule: messenger RNA, 690 nt
Organism: Ramularia collo-cygni
Lineage: Eukaryota; Fungi; Ascomycota; Dothideomycetes; Mycosphaerellales; Mycosphaerellaceae
Product: probable UBI4-ubiquitin
Exons: 2
Coding region: 1-690 (229 amino acids)
Biological process (GO): modification-dependent protein catabolic process; protein ubiquitination
Cellular component (GO): cytoplasm; nucleus
Molecular function (GO): protein tag activity; ubiquitin protein ligase binding
Source: RefSeq, a predicted model, not a curated record